ACUCAGACCGGUUUCGAGGAGAGGGAGAACCUUUAGUGUGUUUAUGACGCUGUGACGAGAAUUCUCUGAAUCAGUUGGUCAUCACGCGGCAGACGUUGAGCAGUGGACUUUUUUCGCAUGUGCUUUUGGUUUUGAACUGCAUUUUACCGUGAUUGGCUCUGGUUUGCCCCUCUGAGGUCAGCAGUAACAUCACAGCAGUACCCACCAUCAUGGCGGACUUAUCAUUAUCAAUGGCCGAGUUUGAACAUUUCCGGCCGCAGCACGACCGCAAGCACCACUUCCGUAAUGGCGUGCCGAGCCCCAGCCACAGUGCCCACAACCUUCUCAUCCGCACCUCGCUCCAGAAGCGCACCCUAGAGAAGAAGGCCAAGAAAGUACGCUUCUAUCGCAACGGGGACCGCUUCUUCAAAGGGAUUGUAUAUGCCGUCUCUACGGAAAGAUUCCGCACGUUCGAGUCGCUGCUCGCCGAUCUGACUCGGACUCUUUCGGAUAAAUCCCACCUGCCGCAAGGCGUGAGGCAAAUCCUCACCAUCGACGGCGCUCGUAAAAUCUCCAGUCUGGACAUGUUGGAAGCUGGAGAGAGCUAUGUUUGUUCUUCCAUCGAGGUCUUCAAGAGGAUCGACUACAUGAAGAAUAGCGACACCAGCUGGCGUGUUGGCGUCGCCAAGAAGGAGAAGGAUACAUCUGCAAGCAGGGACAGCGGUACCCCCAUGCCACGCUCCACCGAAGGACUGAUCGAAGACCACCGAGAUUUUAUCAAACCGAAACUUGUCACGAUUAUUAAGAGCGGUGCGAAGCCGCGCAAGGCGGUGCGCAUCUUGCUGAAUAAGAAGACGGCGCACUCAUUUGAUCAAGUCCUGACGGACAUCACUGAUGCGAUCAAGUUGGAUUCUGGAGCUGUUAGGAAACUCUACACAUUGGACGGCAGACAGGUAACAUGUCUCCAAGAUUUCUUCAAAGAUGACGAUGUCUUCAUUGCGUAUGGACAGGAGCGCUACUCCCACGAUGACUUUGACAUUGCAGUCGAAGAAUGUAAGAUGGUGUCGCCGUACCGCAACACCAAACGUAAAGACCGAGUGAUGAUGAAAAGCCCAGGGACUCCACGCCGGACAGCUUCCCCAAAACUCUCCACACAAAUGCCUCGCCAGGACGUUCCCUUCUAUCCUUCAUCGACAACGCCCAAGCCCUCUACUGCCACCUCCCUGAGACCCGUUAUCCCACUCAAACCUAGCACACCCAAGAAUCAGCAGAGCACAUCAUCAGCGUCAUCAAAGUCAAAGGGCAGCAGACGUGGGUCAGGGACCUCGAGUACAGAUACAGGACACGAUGCAGAGUAUUCCCCGCAAGAGGAAAAUGGCGUGUACGACAGAGAGGGCGCCCUCUACCAGAAGUACGAAGUAGGACGCGUGAUCGGAGACGGCAACUUCGCUGUGGUCAAGGAAUGUUUGAACAGGAUCAACAUGGAGGAAUUUGCCCUAAAAAUCAUCAACAAGAGGAAAUGUAUCGGAAAGGAGAAAAUGAUAGAGAAUGAAGUGUCCAUCCUUCGCAUGGUUCAACAUCCAAACAUCAUUCGUCUUAUUGAAGAUUUUGAUACUCAAGAUGAGCUUUUCCUUGUCAUGGAGUUGGUCAAGGGUGGUGACUUGUUCGAUGCAAUUACUUCUGCCACCAAGUACACUGAGCGUGAUGCAAGCUGCAUGGUUCACAACCUGUUUAGCGCCCUCAAGUACCUACAUACCAUGAAUAUCGUUCAUCGCGACAUCAAGCCUGAGAAUCUCCUGGUUUGUGAGCACGUAGACGGGACCAAAUCCCUGAAACUUGGAGACUUUGGUUUGGCGACAAAGGUGACCGGUCCUCUGCGAACUGUUUGCGGGACACCAACUUAUGUGGCUCCAGAGAUUAUACUUGAAACAGGAUAUGGUAUGAAGGUUGAUGUUUGGGCAGCUGGAGUCAUCACCUACAUCUUACUCUGUGGAUUCCCUCCAUUCAGAAAUGAAAAUAAUGACCAAGAGGAACUCUUCGAUCAGGUCAUCUCUGGAACCUUUGAGUACAUCUCCCCAUACUGGGACUCCAUCUCUGAGGUUGCUAAGGAUCUAAUUUCUUGCAUGCUGGAGGUGGAUGUAGAAAAGCGAUUCACUGCUGCACAAGUGAUGGAUCACCCAUGGGUGUCUAGCGAUGAUGGCGGAGUGCGAGUUCCAAUCAAUUUAUCCAGAAAACUGAAUUCACAUUUCAAAAUCAAACCGAAGCCUUCCAUCAAAGCUGCUGGAAUUGCACUGAUAGCUGCAACUGCUCUUGACAAAGAUGGUAAGUACUUCCAAGGUCGCCGGCCAAGAGAGGGCGCCGAUGGGGCAGAGUACACGCCUGACGAUGAUGAAUGCACAUACUGAGUAGGUUAGGCAACACCAAAACGGAGAUGCUGUGAGGCUAAUUUCUUCCUACAAGUUGUCUCAUGCUUCAUGCUAAUGCAAAGACUGCAAAGAUUUCUGGUACUGCCAAUGAUUUGAGAGCAUCCUUGCAAAACCUUGAACUUCGGUGGGGUGGGCGGUGCUGGCUAACUGCCCCCUGUAUUUAUUCAGUUUACUAUUUAUACUGCCACCUAUGUGUUGCAUAGCUUAUAUAUGGCCACAAGUUUUCUGAAUAAUAUCCAUUCCAAUUUUUUUCUGAAAACGAGAUUAAGAAUCUGAACCUUGGUCUGAAAUAAGUAAAAAAAAAAAAAAAAAAAAAAAAAAAAGGAGGAUGAUUA
Asterias rubens (European starfish) is the source of this 2740-nucleotide messenger RNA. Its product is annotated as serine/threonine-protein kinase DCLK1-like. Gene Ontology annotation, biological process: protein phosphorylation; intracellular signal transduction. The record is from RefSeq and is a predicted model, not a curated record. The transcript has 14 exons. Lineage: Eukaryota; Metazoa; Echinodermata; Asteroidea; Forcipulatida; Asteriidae. Bases 210 to 2384 code for a protein of 724 amino acids. Gene Ontology annotation, molecular function: ATP binding; protein kinase activity.